Messenger RNA from Anopheles coustani, 1968 nucleotides. Its product is annotated as AT-rich interactive domain-containing protein 1A-like. Bases 1 to 1968 code for a protein of 655 amino acids. The record is from RefSeq and is a predicted model, not a curated record. NCBI's taxonomy places the organism in Eukaryota, Metazoa, Arthropoda, Insecta, Diptera, Culicidae. The transcript is spliced from 5 exons.
AUGGAUUGCUGUAGCAGCAGCAGCUACAUGGACUACAGGCACCACUCGAUGAACAGUAACUUCUGCUACCCGUACUCGCCGAACAUGCUGCGCAGUGCGUCCUCGUACCCUUUGGCCGGCCCCGGUAUGCCCGGUUCCGCCCGGUACGGUGCCUCAGGGGACUAUCGGUCGAUGGCGUUGGGAUACGGUGGCGCAUCGGGAGGCUACGAUGGGUACGACAAAUACUAUGGCGGUGGAGGAGGUGGUGGCGGUGGCGGUGGUGGGUAUCACCAUCCAGCGGCGUCGGCCUAUCCGUCCGGUUACUACGGUAACUAUCCGUCACCGGCCUACCGGGAGUAUGGAGGGUAUGGUGGUGGACACUAUUACCACCAGUCACAGUCACCAUACGCUCGAUCCGGUGGACCCUCGGCUUACGGUGGCGGAACAUCAUCCGGAUCCGGAUACCUGCCGUACGGUGCCCGCCACUAUCCUUCUUCAUCCCCGCUGGGGCAUCCUUUCGGGCGGGAGUCGUACUAUCACGCCCAGCAUAGCCGGGAUCCGCUUCACCAUCAGCCUCAGUAUUCGAGCUUCGCUAGCUACGGCAGCCUGCCACCGUACCAUCGUAACGGGGCUACUCCGGAACAUCCCUCCAUCGGAGCGAAAUCUCAGCACCAUCAGCAGCAACCUUAUCCGGUCCAUCAGAACUUCCCCGGGAGCCAGCACGAACGAGGAAUUGCUGGAGUCGAGAGCACCAAUGGUGUAUCGACCAGUCAAAGUGGUGACAGUCCAUCCUCCGCUUCGGUGUUUAAUGCUCCCAACGGGUACUCACCGAGUCCUACGGAUUACACGCUACCAUCGUCCUACUCUGCCUCGGAAGACAGUCCUUCACAGCAUCCUCUCGGGCCGUCCUCGGAUGGUGGAGCACCAUGCACGGACGACGGUAGCGGUGAGCAUCGUCCAUCCUCUGGGACGCCCGCACCACCAUCUCAGCCGCCCAUGCUCAGCAACGCAACAGGAGAGUUUCCGCUCGACCCAAAGGACACCCGGAUGCGAAAGCCCAAGGAACGCAAGUUGCAACGGACGUACGGAGCAGGAGGAGCACCAGGCAGUGGCGACGGUGGUGGGGGAAGUGGCCGCCCAAGCCGAAACAGUAGCCCGAGCGCCUCGAACGGGGUGAGCCGGAGUGGUCCAGCGUCGGAGAGGAUAAAAUCACUGGAUGCACUUACGAAUCUCUGUUGGCCGGAAGGUGAUCAGUUUCCAACGCGAAUGCGCAAGCAAUCUAGCGCAAACGGCUCUAGGACAAAAGAUCCUAACAACGGAAAAAAGGAAAACAACGAACUAGACUCCCCCUCGUCCACGGCAUCCACCAGCCCUCGGGGAGCCGUCAGUUCCGGUAGGCGCACGAAAAAGCAAACGGCCAACGGCAAACAGUCAGCCAAGGAAACGAGAGCGGCGUCGGAAGGUAAAGAUAAACCGACACCGAACGGAGCUAUUACAUCGACGCCUCCGGUGGAAAAUAAGAAUGUUACGCCACUUCCCGGCUUCCAGCAAGCGUUCGGCUCGACAGAGAUUGGAAAGUUUUCCGAGGUGUUCUUCAACAGCAGCCCGUCGCCAGCAGACCACAGCCCCUCGCAGCAUCAUCCUAUGCACCAUCAAGAGGAGGAGCACCACCAGGACCAGCAGAGUCCACAUCCGACCCAGCACGGCCUCGGAAGGCAUCGACAGCAGCAGCAGCUUCUUGCUAUGGAGGCCCUCAGUGCGUACGAAUCCGACGUUGAUACGCUCAGUCCACAGCCUUGGGAUCCGACACGUGCGGGCCCGAGGGGACCGGGCGAGCCGUACGAGGGGCCCGGUACCGGAUACAAUCUGCAGAUCGGGACCUCCUUCCAUCCGGCAUUCUACGAGUCAUCGUCCUACUCCGACCAUGCCGUAGACUCGCCUUUGGGCAACUACUUUAGCGAGAUGACGUGUAGCGAGUUUGUGAACUGA